GCCUUUGUUCUUGAGUGGGCGGGGCUGUUCAGCAUCCCUGAUUGGUCAUUCGCUGCUGUCGAGUGAGUGACAGUUCCAUAAGGUGGUUGUUUACAACAUAGAGCAGCUUUUCACAGUAAGGUUGAGCAGUUCAGGCGGUGAAUAGAAGCCAGUGAUCAGCACUAUCACCAGGGACCCCCAGUCAUGAUGGGUAAUCAGAAGGUCCUGAUCAUUUGGGUGUGGAUGUUGCUGUUGGCGUCGUUGUAUCCUUGGGCGCACUGCAAGCGUGGAGGAGGUUUUGGUGGCAGGGGUAAGGGAGUGGGUCUGCCAGCCAGAGCACCUCCUUCUCAGAGCAAAGGCAGGCAGGGCCUGAAGCUGGCAGGUGCUGCAGCCGCGGGGGCUCUUGGUGGAGCGGCCAUUGGCUAUGGGCUGGGCUCUCUGGGCAGACCGAGGUAUGGCUACGGCUACGAUGGCUCCUCAGAGGACAGGCGCUAUUACCCUGAUGGACAGGGAUACUACAAUCGCUCGGACGGGCAGUAUUACAGGAACACAGGCAGCUCAGAGCAUGUGACCAGCGUCCUCAUAGUACUCGGAACAGUCACACACGUCUUUAUGUGGGGAUGAGUUACAGGGUUUGAGGCAAUUCUUGUCACAGACAAGAUCCAGAAAGCGUUUGUUUUGGAUGCAAUCAAUUUCAAUGAUAGAGUGUUUGAUGAAGAGGAAACUAACGUACACCAGCAAUAUACUUGGAGAAAUAUGAAAUUUGAGAAAGUUAUUACAUUAGACCACACACUACAGGUCAAAAGUUAAAAGUAAUCUUAAUAUAUAUAUUUAUUUAUUAUAUAUUAUAAUUCAAUUAAAUAAUUAAUUAUUCAUUAUAAUAAUAAUUGCCCCUUUCCUUUAAUGAUAAAUUACUGUUAAGAGAUUAUGUGUGAACAGGACCUUUUCAAAAAUACCGGUAAAUUCGUUCCAGCAAUUUACCAGUAAGGGAAGUUGUAACAUUACCAGUAAAUUACCAGAAUGAUGUUGCGUGUGAAUGCAGAAUGAAGAUUACAGGUAUGCACGUACGAGUUCAGAAUGCGCUGAUAUAAGAUGUCUACUCUGGGCCAAUCAUAACAUUCUGACAUAGAUGACACAUUUUACUCAACGCUGUCGCUGUGUAGUUCGGGGUUAAAGCUAGAAGGGAGACAGCUAUGGCUACUGGGCAUGCGCACAUCAAUAUAACGUAUUUUUUAUCACACUGUACAACAAUCAUUUUUACAUUAUUGUAAGGGGUAGCUUUAGGGUUGGGGUAGGUGUAGACGUUAAUAAAACAAUCUAAUAGGUAGAAAAUUACAUUUCAUUGUUAGUUUCCGGUCGGAGCUGUAUCCUUUCUAGUCACAACCAUAGUUCGGUUUGAAUUCGAAUGCGACGACUCUGGGCCAAAAGCACUGCAUGAAUGUGAAAGUUUGACAGAAAAAAACACUGACCACGUUUACCCAUCCAUGUUUACAAACACAACACUGAUAUGGGGCAGCUGUUUAGAAGUCAUUUCUGGUUAAUGAUCUCACAUAAUUUACCGGUAUUUUGAAACAGAUGUCUGAAUGGUGCUUUACCGGUAAAAAGAUGGAACGUCUUGCCUGUGUGAACAGCGCAUUUUUGUAGCUAUUUACGGUAAAAUCGUUCCAAGUUUUAUGGCAAAUCACUAGUAUUACUGUGUGAAAGGGGCUAAUGAUGUAUGGAAGUUUUGCAAUUUACCUAUAUAUUAUGCCUGGUUGAAGGUAAGGUAAAUUGGUAGAUUGAUUUGAUUAUCAAUUUUACUAUUUAACAUAUAUUCAAAUGUUUUAGCCAAAUGUGAUGAAUGUUAAAUUAUUUUUAAUUCAUGCUGUGUUGCUAAUGGCAGACAAUUCUGCAAUUAUAUGUCACUGUGGAUUUUAAUUUAGGAUUUUAAUUAUUUUAGUCAAAUGUCAUUCAAUACAAAUGAAACAGCUUUAAUUUAAGGGCUAAUAUUUGCAUUCUCUCAUAGACCUAAAAUGAUUUGAUGCAAACUCUUUUAGCUGAAAUGUCGUGGGAUGGACAUAAUGAAAAAUAACAGAAGUGCUUCUGCUGUUCCUUUCAUUCCGGUGAUGUCAUUUAAUACUCUUCUGUUGGUUUCAGGGUUUGAUGUGUAUUUUGGCAGGCAUUUUAAAAACCUGUCAGUGUGUUCUCCUUGUACUGUUUUCAGAGUGUAAAUGAAUAAAUAAUUGACUGCU
Messenger RNA from Onychostoma macrolepis, 2210 nucleotides. It is a transcript of the gene sprn2, whose product is annotated as shadow of prion protein 2. The record is from RefSeq and is a predicted model, not a curated record. The transcript is spliced from 2 exons. Gene Ontology annotation, cellular component: membrane. Bases 184 to 603 code for a protein of 139 amino acids. Lineage: Eukaryota; Metazoa; Chordata; Actinopteri; Cypriniformes; Cyprinidae. Gene Ontology annotation, biological process: protein homooligomerization.